AUGAUUUCGCGUUUCACAAGACGUAUUCAUAAGAAUUGUGUUUAUAACCAUAAAAUAAAUAGUAGCUCUAAUUUAUUGUUGUCAGGUAAUAUUGGUUUUGUUUCUUUAUCUAAUGGUGUAUUGACAAAAGAACAAAUCGAGUGUUGUAGAGUUAUAAUUAGGAGAGAAUUAAAAAAAAAAGGUUUUUUGUUAAUCAGAUGUAAUUUUUUAAUUCCACUUACUUCGAAGCCAACAGGAGUACGGAUGGGGAAAGGGAAAGGAGCAAUAGACAAAUAUAUUAAUUUUGUUCAUAUUUAUGAUUGUCUAUUUGAAUUAAACUCUAUACCUAUCUAUUUAGCCGUAAAGCUUUUAGAUAAAAUUUCAUAUAAGUUACCAAUAAAAGUGUGUCUAAUUGAUAGUAAUAAAAAUAUUUAUAUGUCUAAGUAA
Messenger RNA from Naegleria fowleri, 426 nucleotides. NCBI's taxonomy places the organism in Eukaryota, Heterolobosea, Eutetramitea, Acrasida, Naegleriidae. The record is from the annotation of a RefSeq genome assembly.